Molecule: messenger RNA, 1818 nt
Organism: Papaver somniferum (opium poppy)
Lineage: Eukaryota; Viridiplantae; Streptophyta; Magnoliopsida; Ranunculales; Papaveraceae
Product: putative disease resistance protein RGA3
Exons: 1
Coding region: 1-1818 (605 amino acids)
Biological process (GO): defense response to other organism
Molecular function (GO): protein binding; ADP binding
Source: RefSeq, a predicted model, not a curated record
AUGGCUUAUAGGGUUAAACAUGUAAGUGAAAAAUUAAAGAAAUUAAAGACAGUGUUGUACAAGAUUCGCAAAGGCCGUUAUACCACCAGCAGUAACACAAACAAGCUAGCAGUCCCGGAUAUAUUAUGUGAUUUCGAUAUAAUUAUUGGCAGGGAAAAGGAUAUAUCAAGUUUAGUAGAUUUGUUAAUCACACCACCAAGCAACUCUGCUAAAUAUGAACGUCAACAAAUAUCGGUCGUACCAAUAGUUGGUAUGGGGGGACUCGGAAAAACGAGACUAGCUCAAUCAGUCUACAAUGAUCAAUCUGUUAUCAAACACUUCGAACUCAGAAUAUGGGUUUCUUUAUCUACUGGUUUUGAUUUAAAAGAGGUUUUAAGAGAGAUCAUAAGAUACAUUGAUACUAACGCUAAAUAUGAUGAUGAUUAUGGAAGUCUUCAGCUAAUGAUCAGACAAGUUUCUAAGAUGUUGAACGGGAAGAAGUAUCUGCUAGUACUUGACGACUUGUGGGGGGAUAUUGAGGGUCUAGACAACUGGGAACGACUACAACACAUUUUCAUGUGUGGUUCUCAUGAAAGCAAGAUCUUAAUCACUACCCGUAAAGUUGAUGUCGCAUCUAACGUCUUACGGAUUACCCCUGCAUAUCACUUGCAACAACUAUCAACAGAUGAGUGUUGGUCCAUUAUCAAGGAAAAGGCGUAUUUUCGUGGCGGGGUAUUGGAGGAUCCGAAAAUGGUGAACAUAGGAAAAGAAAUAGCAAGAACAUGCUGUGGUUUACCACUUGCUGCUAGAGAAUUAGGCAACAUUUUGUGCUCAAAAACAAAAGACUUGGAUCAGGCUUUAAUUAUCGAAGCCAAGAGGAGCAUCUAUUCUGCAAUGAAGUUAAGUUACGAUCGUCUGCCGUCAUCAGCUUUAAAACAAUGCUUUGCUUACUGUUCUAUAUUUCCUAGGGGUUGGGAGAUCGAUAGGGAAACUAUAAUUCAAUUAUGGAUGGCAGAAGGCUUUCUUGUACCAUCAAGUGGAGAGAUUUCAAUGGAGGAUGUUGGAAAUAAGUAUUUAAAUAUGUUGCUGUCCGAUUCUUUGUUCCAAAGUGCAGAAAACAAGGAUGAGUUAUCUGGCAUUCAGAAGUGUAAGCUGCAUGAUUUUGCACAUUAUCUAGCCAAGAAGGUGGUAAGUGAUUCUGAAACUCGACGUUUGGUUUUUGAUGAAGAUAUGCCAAGAAUGUUUCCAGAAGUGGCUGGUUCUAAAAAUAGAUUACGCACGGUUGUGGCUCUUGAAGCAGGAGACUGUGAUAAUAUUGAAAAUGUUUUUCGGAAUAGGAAUUUGCGUGUAAUAUGCUUGAGAGGUUCGUCGAUCCAAAAAGUACCGGCCUCGCUUUCAAAGUUGAGACAUUUACGAUAUCUUAACCUCUCGGGCUGUUCUAAUCUUGAUGUAUUGGAUGAUCAGUCUGUCAAUAGUCUUUAUAAUUUGCAGACAUUGGUAUUACAUGGCUGCAACUCGCUUUCGAAACUUCCAGAAGGCAUUGGAUCAUUGAGAAGCUUGAGGCACCUUGAUAUUUCAUACACAGGAAUAAAAAUACUGCCUACCUCAGUUACUAGUCUCCGGAACUUGCGAACUUUAGAUGUGUCCAAUUGCAGAGACUUUGAAGAAUUACCCGAAGACAUUGGAGCCUUGAAAGAUUUACAGUGCCUUGAUAUUUCACAUACAAAGGUGACUAAAUUACCCGACUCUAUCUGUUGUCUCACAAGAUUGGAGAAGCUUAGAUUGCACCCGUGUCCCAACCUCAAAGCUUUGCCUAGAGGAAUUGAAGCAUGUGCUUGA